Molecule: messenger RNA, 3861 nt
Organism: Talaromyces amestolkiae
Lineage: Eukaryota; Fungi; Ascomycota; Eurotiomycetes; Eurotiales; Trichocomaceae
Exons: 5
Coding region: 1-3861 (1286 amino acids)
Source: RefSeq, a predicted model, not a curated record
AUGGAGUCAGUGAGGAAAACGUUCUUCGACCCUUUGGCUACAACCAAAGCCCAGAUUCGAGGAAUCCUAGCAGAACUCCCCGUUGGCUCUGCACACCCUUACAGCCCCGAGAGCAUUCUUCUGUGUCGGACGGACCACGGCAUUGAUGAAAUCGACAUCUCAUUCUAUCCAGCAGACUAUUUCUUCAAUGCCGUCGAUUUGGGAGAGAUGGGCGAGGUGCUUUCGAGGCGAAUGGCCAACUUCGCGUCUAAUCUGGAACCACUCAAAGAUUUUCAAAUUCAGCAAGCUCCAGCCUCAACUUUCAGAGUGCCGAUAGUGUCAGGCCAAAUCACCAUCUUAGCGGUCUCUGAACGAAACCCAACUUAUUGGGAUUUGUGCUUCGCCAAUGCAGCGUACACUGUGAGCGAUUGGUCUCGACUGAGUACAUUACCUGGUAUAGACCAUAGUGGUGACAAGAAUUAUGGUAGCGAUCUGUUGCAUCACGCAACCAUCAGCAAGCAGUCUCUUCCAGAGGAAGAGAUCUGCGUUUUCAUAUCUGGUUAUCAGUCCACACAGAUCACAAGAUUCCUGGGAACACAUCCUGCAAUGCUUGUUGCUAAUCAUGCAGAUAAGGUUCUGUAUAUCGUCCCUGUGCCGUUGGACGCGGCGACAAUAGGAGAUGCAGUCGUCUGUUGCCCUUUGGUAAUAAAGCGAGAUGGAGACUCGCUCGUCUGUUCAAUACUGGCAAGUGCGACAACAGAUCGAAAAGCGAUACACCGUGGUCAGCCGAGCCCUGUUAUUUCAGAGGCGAUACAACGUGCGGAAUUCACAAUUUCCCAGCCAAACGCUGCUACACGAGAACCAAAGAAAAUAUUAGUCAAAAAACACACGACCUUGGAUUCAGAAAGCUUUCGCCAGAUUACCGCCAAAGAAAAUGUUGUCAUCGCCACAAAUUCCGCUACCCUGCCCUCGCUGUUAUCUUUAGAGAAUACCCAAAUUAUUAGAUUUGGUACAGGCAUUUCUUUUGAGCUGCAAAAUGGACUGCGAAACUCUGACACACAACAAUCUACUGUUGUUUUGCCAUGCAUCUAUGGUUCGCAACUCCAAGGCCCAGUUCUAUUAGCGACCGGAACCACUCCCUCGAAUGUUCCAUUUCUUGAUGAAAUUGCUCUUCGGGAUUACUACAAACAACUCAACGAUAUUGUGGUAAUUGUUGACGACCGAAUGACCGAUAAUGCCCGAAACCUCGCACCUUCUUACAGAAUCAAUGCACUCUUUAUCCUGCAACUCAAUCCAGAAAACGAGCCGAAGAGUACCGAAGAUAUCUUGGAGUUGAUGAAUUCAGCCAACAUAAAUGCGGUGACAGCACUAGCAGGCCCGCAAUCCUUAGUUUUGGUCCAAAUAUUCGACAAAUACUACUUCUAUCGAGGCCUUGCUAACCGGGCACGCCUCAACUCGUCUGGACUUGCGUUUGGUUCGGAUGUAACAUCUCUGCUCGAGUCUUUGGGCACUACAAAAUUGCUCAUAGAUCCAAGAGUAAUGCGGAUAGUCGAUCUUGACGAAGAUUCGAAUACUAUAAUCCUCCCAACUUCAGGGGAUUUUGUUCGGCCACAAGAUCUCCAGAGGAUUUUCGAAGAGCUUCCGAUCGAAAAGGUACACAGCAUAGAAGAAGACAUCACUGCAGCAGUUGUACAACUUCAGUCGCUUUUGAGUCAAAAAGACCUACAAGAACUCUCAACGGCCUUGGUCUCUACUCUCUCCGCAAAGAUAAACGACGUGACGGCUCCAUUGCGGGACAUGUAUCUUACGUUCCUGGCCCGAGAAUACAACGUAGAAGAUACUGAAUCGGUGAAAAGAAAAAAUUCCUUGUUGGGAAAUCUAAGAAAAACCACAAAGGAGCUACAAAAGGCCCUUGAGCCGGUGAUUUCAAGCCUGGCCAAUAUGAUGUCUUCUCAGACGACUUCGAAGCGAACUCACGAUAUCAAGCGACUUGUUCGCCAGGCUCAGAUCCAGGGGAACGUUGAGGCCGCGAAAACUAUGACUUUCGACACACUGGCAGGUUAUCUUGAAACUUAUGCCGCGGAUAUGGGAGUCAUGCUGCUGAACAUUGACACCGUACCGUAUCGCCAACUCUUGGGGAACUUGAAAAAUACAACCAUUGAUGCUAGCAAAUGUUGUGAACUUGAUUCGAGGGUUCUUUAUCUCGAGGGUUUCGAUGCUGGCAUAAUCAUCGAGCAGUCACAGAACAAACACAACGGCCCUCUCAGAAGCCAGAAUGGACACUCAUCCCAACCAAUUUUGGCUGUACCGUAUCUAAAUCAAGGUAGAGGGUACGACGGAUCAAUGCUAGCUUGGGUCUGCUGGGAUGAAUUUGUCAACCUCGAAAAUCCUUACACUGUGAGAUGGAUGGAGAAGUGCAAUGAAGCACAUAUUGCCGCGCUAAGAAUUAUCAUGAGAAGCACUCUCAGUCAAGCAGUUGCAUCUAGAGAGCACAACCUUCAACCAGCCAGCUCGGAGACCGGCCAGCUUAUGAGCGCAUUGUUAAUGGCGGCUAUGUCUAAACUCGCGGCAAUGAGGACCACCGCGCCAAUUGUUGUGUCGGGCCAGGCAGAAGAUACUAUCACAAGAUUAAUGCGAGGACUAUUUGGAAAUUUCUUGACAAUAGCUGGCUCCGGGGUGCGUCCUCUGAGCAUGGUCUGGCAAUUAUUUGGGUCAAAUCCACAAUACGACAUUCCCACGAGCCAUACUGAUUGGGUCUGGUACGAAACAGCUGUCGCUUUAUAUCCUUAUACAGGUUGGCCUCUAAGGCAAUUCCUAGAAAAUCUGGAGAAGCUUCUUGAUAAAGCAAUAAUACGUGUCGUUACGAAGAAUGAGGACAUGGCCGCAAUCAAGAAAAGUCGCACAGAGGAAAUGAUCAGAUAUUGCAAGCUACGAAACAUACAGCUUGCCCAUUGUCGCACCAUCAUUACCAUUUUCAUGCAAAUGUUCACAACAGAGAAACUUGACGUCGUGGCCGCUGCAGCACGGCUAUUGGAACAGCUUCCACGAAAGUUGGAGAAACAGACUCAAAGCUACAAGAGAAUGAUCAAUUACCUCGAGCAUCUAGCCAACGGAGGCCAACCGCGUGUCAACGAUAAUAUUAUCGCCGCCUGUGUUUACACCAAGCGCUCAGCUGCCUUUAGCGAGCUCAAGACUAAAAUUUCCGAAGCAUGUGUGAGCGAGGACUGGUUGAAGGUGAAGCAGUCUUGUCAAGCACUAAUAGACAAACAUACCGAAACUGCUACUCUUUGGCGCAUUCCUCCUGAAUCUUUGCAUAUUCAAAACAUGAAGGUGUAUAAAGAAGCUUUGGAUACAGACGUCAAUACUGGCCAAGAAAAUAUUGCCAAAUUGGCUGGACAGAUUAUCGGCGACGCGGAAAAAAAUCGUGUUCCUUGGCAAGUUGGAAAGGCCGGUCAGUUCGGUGACAACAUUGAGCAUCUGAACGAGGCUUUUCUUCAUGAAAUUCUGACUGGAGAAAAACUGGAGUCUAUCACAACAACUAAAUUAGAUAUUACAAUGACCACAUCUAUCAGCGAAAGAAACAUUGACGAAGAAUUCGCCGAAUUUGGAGUGACGGUGCAGCCUAGCUUCAUUUCUACAAUGCAGAAAGACCUAUCGGCUGAAGACGUCUGCACUAUUAUUCAGGUUCCUGUGUCGACAAUGCGUAUUUUUAUUAAGGCUCUGAACCCAGACUUUGCCUGGGAAGAUCUGGGGCGCAAUUUCAAGACGGUCAUCUUAGGGUUGUUGAGAGAGCGUUCAAAUAGAGCGGAAAGCCGCCCAGUAAAGAAAUUGUUGGCUUUGGGGGUUGAGAAUAAGGCAUUGCAGAUACAGAGCUGGAAUUGA